Molecule: messenger RNA, 8442 nt
Organism: Lymnaea stagnalis (great pond snail)
Lineage: Eukaryota; Metazoa; Mollusca; Gastropoda; Lymnaeidae
Source: the annotation of a GenBank genome assembly
UUUUACCCCCGGGAGACAACUCAUGUUUGUAGAAGUGGUCAGCCCAUUUAUUCCUCUUGGGGACAACAAAACAGGACAAAGACUUCACAAGAUGGCGUCCAGGUUUCAGAUUUAUACUUAAAAAAUUGAAAACAUUUGAUUCAAAUAACAAUUGUAAUAAUUUCGUUCUUUGUGAACAAACACAGAUUAUGUCAAUGGAUAUUUUUGUACAAGAUUUUUUCCACAUCUAAAGGCAAUGAAUAGGGAAUGGUGUUUUAAAUUCAUCAUUUAUAAGGAGGAUUAUUUGAACAUUUAUUAUUGUUGAAUAACAAACAUGAAAUACAAAAUACUGCUAUUAAAAGUAUGUUAAGCUUGCAUAAUGAUAAUUGGUAAAAUUUAAUGGUUUGACAUUGAUAUAUUUCAAUGAGUUAAAUGAAUGUUGUACAUUUAAUGGUUUGAGAUUGAUAUAUUUCAAUGAGUUAAAUGAAUGUUGUACAUUUAAUGGUUUGAGAUUGAUAUAUUUCAAUGAGUUAAAUGAAUGUUGUACUAAAUGUCGUCAUCGACUUAAUGGAUGUCCAUCCAUAUCUCAACAAGGUGACCUCAUCUUAUAAAUGGAAACCAAAACUUCCCCAGAACAGUGCCCUAUUAGGUCAUCGAGGUCAUGGCAUACUCACAUAUUUGAAGUGUUGCCUGGGGCAAGUGACACAACACAUGGUGCCUGUCCGUCACUACAAGUUCGCGUAUCCUAUACCUGAAAAACUAGAUGUAAGUUUUUAACAGCAAUAUCUUGUCUGAUGUUAUCUUAUGUACCACUUUGAUAAAUUAGAAGUGAGUUUUUACAGCAAUAUCAUCUUGUCUGAUGUUAGCUUAUGGAACAAUAUGAUACCAAAAUAACAUAAUAUUGCCUAUUUUCUUACCACAGCCCUUACACUUUAAAAAACAAAUUACAGAAAAGAGAAUGAUUCUUUUUUUAAAGUAUUUCAUACAUUUUUAGAGUUGGAUAUUGUUUUCACCAGACAGAUCUUAGUCUUAAACUUAUUUUAAUUUAAAUUUCAAAAUUUUUUAACUGAUAUUUAUAUUAAACAGUAAAUCAAAUUAAUGGUAGCAUACCCAAUGUGUCAAACAUAUUAUUGGUAAAUGACCCAUUGUGUCAAACAUAUUAGUGUAAAAUGACCCAAUUUGUCCAAAAAUGAAUGAUGAGCAGUUCAAUUAUGAUUAGAAUUUAAAAUAUUGGAACACAAAUUUGUCUAUCUGAUAUUUUUUAUCCACAAUAGAAAAAAAUGUCUUGUUUAUUUAAACUUACAAUAAACAUAAUUAGUUAGAAACUAUUGCUUAUGGCUGCAGCCAUGGGUUUUCCCCGUAGAGCAGCUUGGGACUACAUUCACCAGCUACCUCAGUGAUCAAAAUGUGGAGACAAUUAGAAUAUUGGCACAAGCUGAAUUUAACUUUUAUUGCCGUAUGCGCUUCUUCGACAAAACAGUUCAGGAACUUCUCAAGGAAAACAAAUCAACUAGAAGUAAGUAUGAUGGCUAAGGAAAGCUAUGUGAUUUAUUUGUAUGGUAUCAGUAAUGUUUAUAAAAUCCUUCACGUAAUUCUACCCUGGUUUGUUUCUUACCUUUUGGGGGCAUUUAAAUGUGAGAAAAUAAUAGAAGAGUAUAGACCCAGUGAUUAGGUCCAUUGAAUAGGCCAUUUGAUGCAGCCGUGAGAACGCUGCCUCUAGGCAACCGUUUCGUCCCAGCUACAGCGUGAACUAGUCGCGUUGUGGAAGCCCACUGUGGAAUCCCUCUUAUAGGGCGUCCGACGCUUUCCCGGGAUGGGUGGGGGAAGAUAUUAGGACGUAAAUUUUUCCAUCUCAACUCCUGAGAAAGUCGAUCGAGUGCACUGUUUAAACGCAUAGUGUCGGAUCGACCGGGUGCCUCCCCGUUGGGGCGGCCCCCAGGCGGGGUCCUGGUCGAGCGUCCAAGCGCCCAGGCGGGGACUUGUGUGAGGGGCCCGUGUGGGGGCCGUCCUGAAGAGUGGGCAUCUCCAAUGUGCCACUCCGCUGGUGCCAUUUCUUAAUGUAACAUUUCAAUAGACCAUUUGAAAAGACCCAUUAAAUGGGCCCAUUGAGUAGACCCGUUGAAUAUUCCAAUAGGCGAGACAAGUGAAUUGUCCAAAUGAAUAGACCAAUAAAUAGAAUAAUUGAAUAGACCCAUUAAACAAAGCCAUUGAAAGGGCCCAUUAAACAAACCCAUGGAAUACACUCAUUAAACAAAGCCAUUGAAAAGGUCCAUUAAACAAACCCAUGGAAUACACUCAUUAAACAAAGCCAUUGAAAAGACUCAUUAAACAAAGCCAUGGAAUACACUCAUUAAACAAAGCCAUUGAAAAGACCCAUUUAACAAACCUAUUGAAUAGACUCGCUCAAGUAUUUUCGUCAAUAAAAUAUUUGACAAAUAAAUAAAUUAUUAAAAUAAAAAAAUAAUGAAGCUGAAACCUUGCCCCAGAAUUAAUUCUGUAAUUGCAGCAAUAGCAGUUUUUAAGCGAGAUCAGGAAGAGGUAAUGUUUAAAUGUUCAUUCAAAUGAUCUUUGAGAUAAAAAUAAGAUCUUUUAGCCUUAUAAAAGUUCAUCAACAUAACCAAAUUGAAUUUAAUGACAUCCCUUCAAGGAAGUCAAAGGCUCGCAAAACGUUAUUCUUAACAAGUGAAUUAACAAAUGGGGCAUUAAAUUUAAUGAAACCAAAUGCUUCACAAUGAGCAUGUCAAGAGAAAAAAAAACAUCAACCUAUAUGUACUAACUAAACGAGACAAUUCUCCAACACGUAUAAAAAAAUCCAUACCUUGGAAUUCUCUUCUCAAAUAACAUAAAAUGGUCCCCCCCCCCCAUAUAAAUAAAAUUUAAAAAAAAGCCACCUCCACACUUGGUUUCAUUCGAAGAAAUCUGCGCCACCGCCCAACUUCCUGCAAACGAAACGUACCCGGGUACCAGAAGUGAGAGGUUGCGAUUGACAUCCGAAUAGCAUUGGUCUAAUGGGACCCGGGUGCGAAUUGCGGUGCUGCGUGUCCGGGACCAUUUAGAAUAAAUGCUAUUCGGAUGUCGGUAGUUUAUUUUAGUUAAAUUGAAGAAGUAAUUUUAAAACCAUAUAGUUCAUUCAAUUAUCUUUCAUUUGAUACCUCAUUUUGUCUUGCAAACCCAACAAUAAUAUUUUGAAUAGUUUUUUAAUCCCAAUCUCUCACUUCUGGUAUCCGGGUACGAAUAGGCGCAGCCCAAACGAAAUGCCUUUCUUGCACACGUCCGUUCACUGCUAGAAUAUGGUGCGAUCAUCUGGGACCCACACUUAAAACAAGACGUGGACAAGAUGGAGUGAAUCCAACGUAACGCGGUGCGUUUUAUCGCACGGGACUACAAGUCCACCACUUCCUGCUUUGUCACUGGCCUCUUAAAAAGAUUUGACAUCCCUCCCUUAACGACAGACGAGAGGGACUCCGCCUGAUAUUCUUAUAUAAAGUGGUCAUGGGACUGGUGCCGGCCAUCCCAGCAGGCACAUACCUUACCCCACAGAAGCCGGGUCGACUGAUCAGAGCAAAACGCUCACUGAACACUGAUUUCACCACUGACAACCUCAUAAACAAUUACAACCGAAGUAACAGCAAGUGCUUCAUCGUGCCUCGGUGCAACACAAUGCAGUAUAAACAAUCAUUAUUCCUACGCACAAUAAUUGCUUGGAACCACCUGGACAAUGCUGCUGGGGACUCGACGUCAGUCGAAAGCUUCUAGGCUGCCCUGGCGUCUGUUAGGAGCUGUUAGAAUAGCAACAUCGCUCCCCAACCGUUGUACAAAUGCCAGUAUAUGGAUGCAGCAACGAACACUACCAGAACCAGAAUUGUGUGGUGGUCUGACUUAUGUUUUGACUUUGAAAGGUAUCUAUUGUAUGUGAUAUCCUCUUGUCACUCGAUCUAGGGCAGGGGUCUCAAACUCACAGCCCGCGGCCAUUUGUGGCCCGCAAGACGAUAUUUUGCGGCCCGCUACAUGAGAGCAAAGUUUAGUGUUAGUACAGCCCGCGUGCUUUCCCCAUUCUCAUAUUUAUAAUGUGACACUCCGCGACAAUUUUAUUCGAAUCUCACCGACUAGUGUAAUUCUGAUUUUUAUUAAGUUUGUAUAGAUUUGGACGUUGAUUAUAAUGAUGGCAAAAGUGCGCUUUUGAAAAAUAUAUCAAAGUCAGUUAGUGGGUAAUGCUCAAACAUAAUUGUGUAGAUCGUAGCAAUCUGACACAGUAUUAAAAAAUCCCUAUUAAAAUUGCCGAUGGUGUUGACGAGUGACGGAAAUUCCGAGCCUGUCAGCUUUCAGGGAGAAGGAUGAGCUUUUUUUUCCUGUACUAUUUGAUCCAAAAUGACUCAUGGACUUGGCUUUUCUUGUUGACAUUACACAGGAGAAGAAUGUACUCAACAAGAAGGUAUCAGACCAGGGGUGGCUUGUAAGUGGUACCUAUGAUUAAUGUCUGGGCAUUCUGCAUAAAAAUUGUGUUAUUGUUCUUAGAAAAACCUCUGCAAUAUCACAACAUGCACAUUACCCAUGGAGUCGGGCGCACAAUUUAGUAGAGAGUAUUUAGAUGCCAUUGCAAAGCUACAGGGAGAAAUUGAUCAUAUGUUUAAAGACUUCAAAACACACAGAACAACUUUUCAACUUUUGGCUGACCCUUUCUCCUUGAAUGUGGAAGAUACCCCAAACCCCAUUCCAUUUUUUGCGCUUCAACUAGAGCUGAUUGACCUUUAGUCCCAUUAUAAGUUCAGGGAGUUAAAUGGAAAAUCAUACAGGCAUGGGCAAUUUAUGAGAAAAGCGCCCUCCACCUUCCCUGCAAUUUCCAAGUUGUUCAAGCGGAUCAGAUGCCUUUUUCUGGAGUAGCUAUCUGUUUUCCCCUUUGAACUUUGACAAGUCAACAUUCAAGGCCAAAGUUAUUCAUGAGCGUCUUCAAGCUACACUGAGGGUCUAAUUUGCCUCCUCACUCAAUCCAAAUUUUGCUCAGCUGUUUAAGAAGAAGCUCUACCAGGUCUCUAGCAGAAAGGAGUAGGAGGAAGAAAGUGACGUUAAGCCUAGUUCUUGAGAACCCUUAAUGUUUUUAUUUGUUAUUAAUAAAGGUUGGGCAGGUUGCAAUAGUUGUACUUUGAGGAAUUUGUAAUCGCUUCUUUGUGGAAUAAUUGAUGCCGUCCAGUCUCACUCAAAUUUAACCCCUGCGGCCCCCGGAUGAUUUGAGUUUGAGACCCCUGGUCUAGGGGAUUAAUUUAAUUAAGCCAAAUUACCACACAAACAUAAUAACCUAUCUAUACAUAUAUACCAGGGGUAUCAAAUUCAAAUCAUCCGGGGGCCGCAGGAAGCAUAGUCGGAGUGAGAAUGGGUCGCAUCAAGUAUUCCAUACAAAAAAAAAAAAAAAAAUUAUCUUAAAUUUUCCUCCCCACAACUUAAAAGCUCGCUCUCUGGUUCUUAAAAACCGCUCAAUUCUUUUGGCGGACCCUGUCACAAAUGAUAUUUUUAGAAAACCUCCUCUUUUCGCUUUCAGGCGGGACAAGAGCCUUAGGGACAUGCUAGUUAGAAGCCACCUCCCUGCUAUUAAAGCACAUAAAGGCACAAAAAGUUGCAACCGUAGCCAUUGUAACUCAUGUCCCUACGUGAUCGAAACUGAUACGAUCACUUUCCCUCUGAGAGUAUUCAGAAUAAAAAAUGGCUUUACCUGCACACGUCGCAACGGGAUUUACACCAUUAUUUGCAAAAAGUGCGGUAAACUAUACAUAGGAGAGACAGGUCGUCGCCUUGGGGACCGAUUCAGAGAGCACCUCUAUAACAUAAAUAAACACGCUCUCUGUCCGGUCUCCAAACAUUUCAAUAGCCCUAACCAUUAUGGUAUCUCAGAUAUUGUAGUUACUGGUAUACUCUAUACUAGUAACACUGUAGAUAGAAUUUAUAUGGAGAACAAAUUAAUAACUAGAUUUGGUACGUUGUCUCCAUAUGGAUUGAACCAAAUCCAUAGUUUUACUUAGCUGCCAUGUCUUUUUCCUGUUUUGUUUUUCCAAUUAUGUUAAAAUCACUUCCUUUCUACUUCUCUUUACUUUGUUUCUGUCUGGUUUAAGCGCCCUCUCCUAUAUUUUUUUGUUUUGUUUUAGGUAGGAUAUGUAUAUUGAUAUUAUGUAAAUUUAAUUUAUACUUAUUUAAAUGUGUUUUGUUUGUUUGUACUGAUGAAGGCAUGUGCCGAAACGUUUAAUUGUGUAUAAUGUAUAAUUAUUAUUAAAGUUAACUCAUAUUGUUCUAUUGACACAAUUUGUUCGUGUCUUAUUAUUCCAUUCGUAAACAUUAGCGGCAAAUUUAAUGGGGAUUCUUUUAUACUGCGUCAGCUCGAUUUUCAUAAUUAAGGAUGUGCAUUGCCCACUAACUGACUUUUUUAAAAUUUUGAAAUAUGUAUGUAAAAUAUUCUAAGCGUGUUUUCUCAAAACCGCACUAUGGCCAUGUUUGUUGCAUACAUUGCUACAUACUACAAAUUCAACACUUUUAGACAGAUUUUAACACUGGUUUUACUAUUAUAAUCAACGUCCAAAUCUAUACAAACAUAAUAAAUAUCAGAAUUAGACUAGUCAGUGAGGUUCACCUGAAACCGUCGCGGAGGGUCACAUUAUAGAUAUCUGAAUGGGGAAACAACGCGGGCCACAUUAACACUAAAUUUGCUGUCAUGUCCCGGGACGCAAAAUAUCGUCUUGCGGACGCAAGUUUGAGACCCCUGAUAUAGACUGAAACGAAGUCUUUGUCAAAGGGGCAAAUAACUGCAAGUAUUUAUUCACGACGGGUAUUUACAUUAACUUUGUAGUUCACACCUUUGUUAAAGAAUAUAUACAAAAUGGAAUUUAGCAAAAUUUUGAAUGUAAGUUAUUUGAUAAUUAAUGUCCAUAAAAUGCUGAUAAUAUCAUCAUUAUAAAUGGUAUAUUUGCUCAAGGUCAUAUGUUCAAGCGAAGUGGACUUAGCCUUAGAAAAUUUCUCAGUUGAUCUCGACGGAUCAGUAAGUUUUGGAGUUUCUUCCGUUCCAGAAGUGAGUCCUCCGUUCCUGUCUUCGGGGCUUUUCAAAGCGAAGCGAAGUAGGCGUUCCUGGUCGUAGACGGCGUCAACUUCUUGUUGUUCCAAGAGUUUCGUGUAAUCUUUGUAGUGGGGGAGUAGACUCUCCAGUGAUAAAUCGUGGGUGGUAAGAGUCCCUGAAUCUCGCGGUCCUUGUCGUAGCCGUAGGCUAUUAGGCGUGAGACAUGACAAACGAUCCCCUAGUUCCAGCUUCAAGGUGCGUGGGUUCCGAAAGAAUACAACCAGGUAGUAUUCUUGGUUGCAGCUACUGAUUACGCUAAUAAAGUGAUAAGUAUAGUAGGCUAUAGCUUUCAAAACCAAGUGGAAGAAUCAUAAAAGGACACAUUCUAAUCUGUUUAAGCUUUUUAUUGAAGUUCGGGAACAAAUUUUAAUUGGUUGAAUUAAAAUGUGUUUAUUUUCCCAUCCAAUGACAAUCAGUCUAAAACCAAGUGGAAGAAUCAUAAAAGGACACAUUCUAAUCUGUUUAAGCUUUUUAUUGAAGUUCGGGAACAAAUUUUAAUUGGUUGAAUUAAAAUGUGUUUAUUUUCCCAUCCAAUGACAAUCAGUCUAAUAUUACGGAAUCGACCUUCCACCUAGAAAAAUUAUAGGAGAGUUAGGUGGGUGAAUACAAAAUCACGAUUUUGCUUGAGCUGUCGCAUGUCCAAUAACAAGGGAGAUGAUUCGGAUUAUCACAAUUGGGAGAGAGGGGUAUUAUUUUACAAGGGUGAGUCUACCGUUAAAGAAUUUUUCAAUGUCUUGUCUCAAACAAUCACAAAUAGCAGACAAUAAAAAACUUCUUCUAGCUAGGCCUACUAUUAUUUAGUUAAGUUCUUUUUUUUUUUUAAUUUUUUUCAGAAUUAACAGAAUUAACAGAAGACCAACUAUUUGGUUUACCUCUGGAUCUUCUCAUGAAAAAAGACACCUCGUUUAAGAAUAAUGGACCACAUCUUACAAUUCCUUCUCUGUUAAGCUUGGUACGUUUUUGUGUUAUGUUAAUUUACAUUAAUUUAGAUUCAAAGUUAAUUUUUUGAUGACUUGAUAGUGGAGCUUUUAAAUAUCAGUUUAUUUAUUUCAUUAGCCGUGAUUGGUUUGGUUUAAAUUUUAAAAAAAAACAUAAUAAAAAAAAACACCACAAAUCCGGUCAUAACUGGAACGUUGAAAUAAUGGACGAAUUAUUUGACAAAUUUUCAUUUUAUUUUUUUAUCAACACAAAAGUAGUUUUUAAAUAAAUGAUAUCUGUUAUAUAUAGAACAUUUUAAAAUAUGCAAAAUCUCAUUUCAUGCAUUCUAGCUGCUUCAAUUUAUCCAUAAGAAUGGCCAAACUACCCAAGGCAUAUUCAAAGCUCCAGAAAGCAGUACCAAGGUCAAGGUAGGAUUUGGUAUUUUAAAUUAA